Juglans microcarpa x Juglans regia is the source of this 1560-nucleotide messenger RNA. RefSeq names its product ubiquitin fusion degradation protein 1 homolog. The transcript is spliced from 8 exons. Lineage: Eukaryota; Viridiplantae; Streptophyta; Magnoliopsida; Fagales; Juglandaceae. Gene Ontology annotation, molecular function: polyubiquitin modification-dependent protein binding. The record is from RefSeq and is a predicted model, not a curated record. Gene Ontology annotation, cellular component: VCP-NPL4-UFD1 AAA ATPase complex. Bases 355 to 1311 code for a protein of 318 amino acids.
AAAUUACCCAUGCUUGUAUUCUGUUUGAUUUAUGUUUGCUGGAUUGAUCUCUUGAAGAAAGAGAAGAAAAAAAAAAAAAAACAUGAUGGAAUCCGAAAUGGAUUUUAUUUUAUUCAUUGUAUAUUGGUCAAUCCAACCGAUUAGCAUUAAUGCAAACAAAGGAAAAGAAAAUAGUAACCCUUUGCAUAUAUGUCUUGUGUGGAACAAGAUAGAUUUCUGCUUUGGGAUGGUUUGGUAAUAGCAACAGUUGGUAGGUGGCAAUUGAUUGGCUUAUAUAUCUUCUCUCUCUAACUUCUCGAUUUUAUAUGUUGCUUCUAGCUCAGGUUUUGAUUUCAAAUCUGAUCAGUUGUUCUGAUGUUAAAGGCUUUCCAAGACGUCCGUAGUUCAACAUUUCAACAGAGUUAUCGUUGUUACCCUCUCUCUUUCAUUGAUAAGUCACAUCUGGAAAAGGGUGAUAAAAUAAUUAUGCCUCCCUCAGCUCUUGAUCGCCUAUCAUAUUUACGCAUAGAAUACCCUAUGUUAUUUGAGCUUAGCAAUCUUUCUGCUGGACGAGUUACUCAUUGUGGAGUCCUAGAAUUUGUUGCUGAUGAAGGACUGAUAUAUUUACCAUACUGGAUGAUGGAAAACAUGCUCCUGCAAGAGGGACAGAUAGUGCAAGUGAAGAAUGCCAGCCUAGCAAAGGGAACAUAUGUGAAGCUGCAGCCACACACCAAGGACUUCUUAGAUAUCUCCAACCCCAAAGCAAUCUUGGAAACUUCUUUAAGGAGCUACUCUUGUUUGACCACUGGUGAUACUAUCAUGGUUGCUUAUAACAAUAAGAAGUAUUACAUUGAUAUAGUUGAAACAAAACCCUCUUCCGCAGUCAGUAUUAUUGAAACUGACUGCGAGGUUGACUUUGCCCCUCCUCUUGAUUAUAAAGAACCUGAAAAACCGGCACCAUCAGCUCCGUUGAAAAAGACACGCAUAGAAGAUCAAGAAGAGCCAGCCAGAAAGAUACCCAAGUUCAGCCCAUUCACCGGUUUUGGCAGACGUUUGGAUGGGAAACCCUCAACCCAACCGGUUGCACCAGCUGCUUCUCCCAAGCUUAAGCAACAUCAACCAGAGGCUCACAAUGGUACCGAGGAUUCUAAGUCAUCUAAGCCUGCCUCGCAACAACCUGCUGGAAAGCUUGUGUUUGGUUCAAAUGUCAACCAACCACAAAAAGCAGCACCAAAAGUUGCCCCAGAGAACAACAGUCAAGAGCAGCCUCAAAAGGUGGAAGAGCCAAAGUUUCAAGCAUUCACAGGGAAAAAGUAUUCUCUGAAAGGCUAAUCGUAAUGAAGCUUUUCCACACUUGUCUCCACAGAUAAGAGAUAAAAUCUGGCCAGUUUGGAAAUGGAAUAUCCUAAAUUCCUAACCCAGUAGGUCUCCUGCAUUUGCUUCUUUUCAUGACUCGUGUUCAUAUGAACAAAAAUUUAUUGCUCUGGAGUUGAGAUGGACUCUGACGAUUCAAAUAUUAUGUGCAUAUUGUAUAGAAGACUAGAGGUUAUUUUAUAUUAAGCAUUUAUUGAUUUUGACUAA